UUUGCAAUGAAUAAUCAUUUGAUUUGUUCACACGAUUGGAAUAAACACUGAUAUCUCUAGAUGUACGAAAUUCGGACUUUAAAUAUUGCCGCCAAGGGCUAUGGUGAACGCAACCGGAAGUUAACACUUCUCCAUUGAAAUGUCAAGCACGCAUGGCACACUGCGUGCUCUUCGUUGAGUUUUUAUAGUUGAAAAUAUAAAUAUUGUUAAUACCUGUAUUCAUGGAGUAAUCGAGCAAGAUGAAAUUCGCAUACAAGUUCAGCAAUCUCCUCGGUACAGUGUACCGAAAAGGAGAUAUAAUAUUCUCUCCUGAUGGGGCCUCUGUCGUCAGUCCUGUUGGAAACAGAAUCAGUGUAUUCGAUUUGAAAAACAAUAAAUCGACUACACUGCCAGUAGAAUCAAGAUUCAAUUUCACUGCUAUUGAUUUAUCUCCCAAUGGGAAUAUACUCAUUGCUGUCAAUGAAGAGGGAGAGGCGCAUAUCAUUAGCAUGAUCAGUAAAAUGAGCAUUCACAAGCACAGGUUUAAACGGCCUGUGAGGUGUGUUAAAUUCUCACCCGAUGGGAAACACUUUGCAGUGUGCAAGGAGAAUAGAGUCUUUAUUUUCAACGCCCCAUACCUUGAAUCUGGUGAAUUCAAUCCCUUCGUCAUGGAGCGAGUGUUUUCGGGGCCAGUGGACGAUACGACAGUGCUUUGCUGGUCUUUUGACUCAAAAAUUCUCGCGGUGGGUUCUAAGGACACGACAACAAAACUCUACAGCCUCGAAAAAUUUGCAAACUUCAGGUAUUGCUCCCUGGGCGGUCACUCCGAGGAGAUUGUCUCCUGUUUCUUUGAGAAAAGUUCCUAUGACCUGACAACGAUUAGCAAAAAUGGUCACCUCUGUGUGUGGGAGUGUUCCCUAGAGCCAGAGGAUCUCGUCAUUUAUGAGCCCCCGAUCAAACGAGAAAAACCAAGAGAAGACAGUGACAGUGAGGACGACGUCGAUCUGGAGAAGGCCCUCGAGAAAACCGACAAGCAAAAAAAGAAAAUACCGCAGUCAGCAGAAUCUCAAGAGAACGACGACGAUUCUUCUGCCAGUGAGAAAGACAAAAUAAAGAAAUUCAUAUUCAAAAGACUGGCAAGACAUUAUUUAGCGGAUGAGCCCAGGAAAUCCGACAGAGCAGCGAUCCUGACAGCAGCUGCUUACCACCCAAACACUAAGAUCCUCGUUACAGGGUUUAGCAAUGGGAGUUUCUUUCUUCAUGAGAUGCCAGAAGUCAGUAUGAUCCAUUCUCUCAGCAUCUCCAACCAGUGCAUAUCAACUAUCGCUCUAAAUACAACAGGUGAUUGGAUUGCUUUGGGAUGUGCCAAACUGGGUCAGCUCCUCGUCUGGGAGUGGCAGAGUGAGACUUACGCCAUGAAGCAGCAGGGCCAUAGCAACUCCAUGAACACGUUGGCCUACAGUCCCGAUGGUCAGUACCUAAUCACUGGAGGAGACGAUGGAAAAGUGAAGCUCUGGAACACUCUGAGUGGAUUCUGUACAGUUACCUUCUCCGAGCACACAUCCUCAAUCUCCCACGUUUUGUUCAGCCAUAACAGGAAGUUUAUCGUAUCAGGAUCGCUGGAUGGAACAGCUCGAGCUUACGACCUCAUUCGUUACAGAAACUUCAAGACAUUCACAUCCCCAAGACCCGUUCAGUUCUCGUGCCUGGCUCUUGACUCUAGCGAUGAAUUCUUAGCAGCUGGAGGGCAGGAUGUGUUCGACAUCUACCUCUGGAGUGUAAAGCUGGGAACUCUGUUGGAGAUACUCAGUGGACACGAGGGCCCUGUCUCUAGUCUAGCCUUCAACCCCAGUCCUGCUAGUACUGCCAUGGCGUCCGUCUCCUGGGACAAGACUCUGAAGCUGUGGAAUGCCAUUGAGAGUGGAUCCACUCAUGAGACCAUUCAGUUAACUGCGGAUGGUUUGUGUGUAGUUUAUAAACCCAAUGGGGAGGAGGUUGCUGUUGCCACUUUGGAUGGACAGAUAUCGUUCUUCGAUUGCAAAACAUCAGAUCAGACAGGGAGUAUCGAAGGGAGGAAGGACUUGGGAAGUGGACGAGCGGAGACGGAUCUUAUCACUGCCAAGAAAAAUCUCGCGGGGAAGGCCUUCACGACAUUAUGCUACAGCGCUGAUGGUGCCUGUAUUCUCGCUGGUGGACUCUCUAAGAACGUCUGUAUUUACAAUGUCAAGGAGACGGUGCUUGUCAAAAAAUUCCAGAUAACUCAGAAUCGAUCGUUCGAUGCUGUUGAUGAUUUUAUCAACAGACGUAAAAUGACGGAGUUUGGAAAUCUUGCACUGGUGGAGGAGCGAGAGGAGAGGGAGGGAGGACAUGUCGCACUCAGGUUACCUGGAGUGAGGAGUGGGGACAUGGCUAGUAGGAGUGUGAAACCAGAAGUCAGGGUCUUCAGUCUCCAGUUUUCGCCUACUGGGCAGGCAUGGGCUGCUGCCACCACUGAAGGACUUCUGAUUUAUUCGCUGGACGUUGGAUUGGUCUUCGAUCCCUUUGAACUCGAGAUGGGGAUAACAACAGAGAGUGUGGUGGAGACUCUCGAAGAUGGGGAGUACGCGAAAGCUCUUAUGAUGGCAUUGAGACUGAAUGAGAAGGACUUGAUCAGGAGAGUUGUUGAGAAUGUUCCUUAUGGGGAUGUGGAGUUGACGGUUGUCAGUGUUUCACAGGUUUACAUUGAGAAACUACUGAAGUUUAUCGCUGUUGAACUGGAGGGAACCAGGCAUAUUCAUUUUUAUUUGAUAUGGAUAGAGAUUAUUCUUACAAGGGUAGGACACAAAAUUAAUUCCCCACUUCAAAUGCCGGUUCUGUUGACCCUGCAGAAGAACAUGCAGCAGAAGUAUGAUGACCUUAGUAAGAUCUGUGAUUUCAAUCAAUAUACGAUGAGUUUUAUCAAGAAAAGAGGGGAGCUGAAAGGGCCGGUUCAGAAUGGAGGCGGUAGUGAUGGAGAUUCGGACCUGUCUGGCGAGGAAAUGGAAAUUGAUUGAUUUUGUACAAAAUUGUUUUUUUUUAAAGAAUUAAAUAUGAACUUUCUCUUAGCUUAAAAAAAA
Diachasmimorpha longicaudata is the source of this 3074-nucleotide messenger RNA. RefSeq names its product periodic tryptophan protein 2 homolog. The coding region runs from base 240 to 3011 and encodes 923 amino acids. Gene Ontology annotation, cellular component: small-subunit processome; Pwp2p-containing subcomplex of 90S preribosome. The transcript has 2 exons. Gene Ontology annotation, molecular function: protein binding. The record is from RefSeq and is a predicted model, not a curated record. Lineage: Eukaryota; Metazoa; Arthropoda; Insecta; Hymenoptera; Braconidae. Gene Ontology annotation, biological process: ribosomal small subunit assembly; maturation of SSU-rRNA from tricistronic rRNA transcript (SSU-rRNA, 5.8S rRNA, LSU-rRNA).